Striga asiatica is the source of this 1399-nucleotide messenger RNA. The record is from the annotation of a GenBank genome assembly. NCBI's taxonomy places the organism in Eukaryota, Viridiplantae, Streptophyta, Magnoliopsida, Lamiales, Orobanchaceae.
AUGUCCAGAUUCACUCAAUAUUUUUACAAGCCUUCAUCAUCUCUCCUUCUCUCUUCCUUUCCCAAGUUUAUUUAUAGUCGGCUGGAGCAGCGAGAGCAAGCAGCCGCGGCUGAGCAGGUUUUCGAGCACGUCGGGCUAUGGUCGAGGCUUCUUCCAGCAACAGGAGCGGCGCUCUUCCACGGUAGAGUCGAGGAUUCUCCCGCGGCUGAGACGAGACAAGUUUCAACGACCAAAAUCAAGGUUUUCCUGUCCGAUUCUUCUCCUUCGACAGGCGAAUGCGAUGUAGCUAUUGCUGCGUAUCUUGAUGUUCGUGGAGCGUCUCUUAAAGAUCUAUCGCCCAAUAACAUCACCCAGGUAACAUUUGAGUUGUAAUUUUAUCUUAAAGUCUAACUUGCACUGCUAAUGAGAUGUGCAUUGUACAUUAGGGAGUUUCUCAAAACCAGAAAUUUUGUACUUUUACAUAUGUUUUAGAACAUAAGACACAUAUCAACGUUCAUUUUACUGCAAAAUCCUAUUUAUUAACAUAGUUCAACCCAUAAGAUGUAAUAUGUGAAUUACACUUCUGUACAACUUCCGUGAAAUGAAAAUUUACUUCCCAACAAUGAUAUACCUUAGCUAAGUUCAGAAAAGAUCGAGUAUAAUUCAUGCUAUGUUGGUCGUUGUUCUUAGUUAGUCGAGCCUUUAUUUUCCGUUUCAAAACGAAUUGAAAAUUUGAGCUUUUUUACCAUGCCAAGUUCGUCAUUUGAAUUUAGGGGCUGAAUUUAUUUCGGAAAUCCAACGUAAGUCGUGCCUUGAGUUGUUUUGUUUUCCGAGCCAAAAUCGCAUUUUUUUGGUAAAUUCCCGAACCUCUGAAAAAUUAUAUUUUUCGUAAAUUAUGUCGAGUUUUGAUUCCUGGUUGCCGAGGAAUUGAACGCCGUAAAAAACGGCCAACACGUUGCUGUUCCCACGCCGUAAAAAAUGACCAACCGAGUUCAAACCAACACACGUGCGUCCGUCCUCAGCUCGCGGCCCAGUGUGGAAGCAGCCCAGGAGAGAAGCCCAACGCAAGGAAACCCGGGCGUGCACAUAUGUUGUGAUACUAUUGUUGCUUUCCAUGUCUUCAGGUUUUCCAAAUAUCAAUUUUGUAAUGUUGGUGAUAUUUUAUUACACAUAUACAUCAAUCUCAAUCUCCCUAUAAGGAUAGGUCAUUGAAAUUGUCUUCUCUUUCCAUUAAUUUAAGCGUAAUAGAUGGCUCUUUCUAUACCAAUAAGAUGAAUGUGAAGUUGGAACAAUGCAAAUUAUCGACACUGAAAUCUCGAAUGAUAUAUUAGAGCGAACUCCUUGCUUGAGGAAUUUUACGAUUUGGCAAUGCAUUUAUCGUAAAUAUUUAAUUAAGAAAAUCAUAUUCUUCUAAUUGUUG